AUGGACAAAAAGAGUGUGUAUGAGUUUUUCUCUUUGGAAGGUGGAGCUAACGGCGGCAUGCUCUACGAAGGAGACAGUGACAAGUGGAAGCAUGCACGCACAAGCCUAUCGCCGUACUUCCUGAAGUCGAACUUUGAUGCUCUGGAAGACAUUCUGUGCGAGAUCCUCUAUGGAUGUAGCCUUGGCAAGGAGGACCUCGAGGUCUUGGUCCGAUCUCUUGCUGAGUACACCAUCGGCGGAACCUCCUACCGGGGAAAUUACCCUGGCGGAUUGACCUCCCUGGACUAUCAUAGCAAAAUUGCCUCGAAGAUGGCAGACGCUGCACCUGAGGGUACCUUGGGUCAUAUCCUGCUCAAUGAAUGCCCAUCUUUGCCAGAACGAAUCCGGUACGAGAACUGCUCCUUUUUCUUGGAGGCGAUCACUCCCUGCUUCGCCAGUUUCUGGACAAUCUCCAUGAUUUGUGUGGCCGGUAGAACAGACACAAGCAUGCAGAACAAGGCCGCGGAGGACGCUACCUAUCGGGAGCAAUGCAUCAAAGAAGCCUUGCGGAUGUACCCUCCGGUCCCCCUCAUCUGGGCACGCGGUGCCACAGAGACCCACCACUUUGAGAAUCCCCUCUUCGACCCGGAUGUGAAGCCCUCCUCUUUCUUUGCGCCCUUGUUUGGAUCAUGCGACAUCCGAACCAAGCAGUACAUCAAGAUUAAAAAGGGGACCAAGGUCAUGAUGUUUCCGUCUAUCUUCCACCACGAUGAUCGCUUUUGGAGGAGGCCUGAAGAAUACGUACCCUCUCGAUGGAACGAGGACCCUCAUGUUCUCGACGGCCCGAGGAUAGUCAAGCGAAAAACUGUGCGACGUUGCACUAGUGGGAACCAAGUGUUAGAUCUAGGGGGGGCAGAAAUUGUUGGUGACCAAGGACAAAAGCGCUGA
Molecule: messenger RNA, 927 nt
Organism: Seminavis robusta
Lineage: Eukaryota; Bacillariophyta; Bacillariophyceae; Naviculales; Naviculaceae
Source: the annotation of a GenBank genome assembly